GUAAACCCAGUUCCGGUGUGAGCUUUGUUGGCGGAGAAAUCGAAAUGUCAGCUAGAGUGUUUUCGACGAGCCUGAGUUUUCUUCCCAAGUUCACCAGCGCCGAUGUGGUGAAGAGUGUGGAGGUGCAUUCGUCCACUAAAGGGAACAAAUUGGACAAAGGAUACAAGUUCUUCCACGAAGAGUUUAUCCACAAUUACGAAGAUAUCACUGGAUGUAGAGAGUGCCAACCUGAAAGCUUUCUCCUGCAGUUGUGCGACUGGUAAAGGAUUCUGCAAUCACAUAGUUGCCAUCCUGUACCAGACCGCACAUUAUUCACAGCUGGGUUUGCAGGCUGUUCCACCCCCACUGGCCUGCACAAGUGGCUUGCAAAGAUGGCACAGACCAAGAACACAGGGAAUCCAUCCUGAACCGGUUAGUGAGCUGGUGGUGCAAAAGCCCAAAACAGUUGGCAAGGACGGUCUGAGGUCCACACUGUACAAGGCAUAUACAGGACCACUGCCAGAUCCAUAUAUGAUGGCAUCUGGAAGCAAAUUAAGCCAGGUGCAGCCCCAACCUCUCAUGGCUGUUGUAUUGGAUGGGCUUUCUGAGAUGGAGUUGACGCCAUCUAAAUUUGGGUCUGUCCCUCGUGGAUCCCCCAUGUCCUAUCACUGUCCACCCAAGAAGACCAGUGACCUCCUCCUACACCACAUGGCUCCAGAAUUUCCAUCCCUUCCUGUGAUGCAGCACAUUUUUCCCAGGUUGCAUUUUGUCCCGACCUUGCAUCAGUUUAUGCAUCUCCAGUCUCUUGAAGUGUCACCGCAGCUGUCCUGCGAGAUAGCAAAAGAAACUCAGCAGCAAUCCAAAUGUCCUGCGUGGACACAGCUACGGCGACCAAGGCUGACUGCUAGUCAUUUUUGGGAUGCUUGUUGUAGUAGGGCGUGUCGUGCAGAGCUGGAGUCUGCAGCUAUUCAGAUGAUCAGAGGCUCCACAAAGCAAACAGCUGCAAUGAAGCGUGGGCUACUAGUGGAGCCUGAAGUGCUGGCAAACUAUGCUGAACUGUUGCGAGUUAAUGUGUUACCAGCAGGAUUCGUCAUUCACCCUGACGCACCACAUCUUGGGGCCAGUCCAGACGGUCGGGUGUAUGACCCUUCAGAGUCACCUCCUUUUGGCCUGGUUGAAGUGAAGAGCAGCACAAAAACUGAUCCAUCUCAGGUUGCUCACCUCAAGGUGCAGGAAGGCCACGCCAGUCUGAGGCGUUCACAUAAGUACUACUGGCAGGUUCAGGGCCAACUGGCAAUCACAGGACUGACAUGGUGUGACUUUGUUACCGAUACCCAAUCAACUUUAACCGUGGAAAGAAUUUGGCGUGAUGACUCAUUCAUUGCGGAAAUGAAAGAGCAAUUAGAUGUAUAUUAUUAUGGUACAUACAUGAAUGCAUACCUUAAAUUACACUAAUCUUGUCUUACCAAUCAGUUUGUCCUAAUGUUAAUGAUUUGUAAUGUUAUUUGUUUUAUUGUAAAUAUUUGAUGUUAUGAGUUUUUAUUAAUCAGUUGAUGUUACGCAUACCAAAAAAAUUAAAUGCACAAAUUU
Messenger RNA from Carassius auratus (goldfish), 1569 nucleotides. RefSeq lists its product as uncharacterized. Lineage: Eukaryota; Metazoa; Chordata; Actinopteri; Cypriniformes; Cyprinidae. The record is from RefSeq and is a predicted model, not a curated record. The transcript has 4 exons. Bases 511 to 1434 code for a protein of 307 amino acids.